AUAAUUGAAAUGGCGCAUUUGGCUGCAGGCAGGUUGUGAGGGCGCUUUCUGCAGCAGCAUGCAUGCAUGUCCACGGACGUCAUUUGAUUUUAAUGGCCUGCAGGAAAUUUGGCGUUACAACUCCAGACAUUAAGGCAAGAGAGAAAGAGAGGGAGAGAGAGGGAGAGACAGAGGGAGCGGGGACACAGGGGGAAAAAUCACCGCAUGAAAAAAGAUAUUGGUUCAAGGAUAUCUCUUCAUUUUCUACAUAUUUUUCCUGCCGGGACUUUAUCAACAAGUUACUGCGCCUUUAUUGCAUGUAGCCUGAGUGGAGGACUAUGGCAGCUCGCCUGGUUUGAAAACUUUACAUUCAGACUGGAGAUGGAGAUGGAAAUGUGUGCCUACUAGCUGGAACUGCCUGGGGAGCUGUUACAUCAGACGAAGUGACAAUGAUUAAAAUCUGCUUUUUGCUGCUUUAAAUCUAUUGAGCGACUAACAGUUGCCGGUUAGGUUUCCUUAACCCCCUUUAAAUCACAACUUCACAACGAUCUACUUUCACAGGGGGAAAAAAGAAAAUAAGAUAAGUUAUUAAAUCUGUACAGUCAUAAUUUCGGGAGUAGAGGGGUAUCACGUUUUCUUCCUUGAGAAAAUUGCCUGGGCGAGAGAGUGGAGUUGAGCUAAUUGUAGCCUAAUCCCUGGCCCAGAGGCGCUUGGGCAGCCCGGAGCGAGAAUUUUCUUUUUUAGCUCUGCUCUGUUAUUUAGAGACGGAUUAUUGGCUUUCUUCUUCUCAUAACAAACCACAGGGGCAGUUUCAUUUAGGCAAAAAAGCAGACAAGAAGCCGAAAUACGAAGCAGGAUUCCAACAAGAGCGCACAUUUUUACGCGUAUCCAAAUAAGAGCACAGAAGGGGAAGGAGAUCAUCUCAUCUAUGUACAAGGUAAGGACGCUUCCUGUGCGCUUUGGUACAAAGAAGCUCGCUGAGGACAGGUCGAGGCAGCCUUGCCAUAGAGCCUUUAAAGCCACAGAGACUCUUUACAGGCAGUCCAUCCCGGCCGCAGCCUUGUAGUGUCUUUUAAAAGCAGUUUAGUUCGGGAUACAGAGCAGAGACUUGGCUGUACCGUGCGGCAGUAGGGACAGUAUAGUAGAUCCGUGCUGGAGCUGGAUGCUGCUGUAGUUGUACCUCAAACUCGGGGAGAUAUUAUUUGAAUUUUUCGGGGGUUACGCGGACAGCAGCUGGGACUGACCGCCGGCACGGAUUUCCUCUGGACUCCUUACAAUGUUUGAAACGGUAGGGUGGCGAAUUUAUCUUUACAGAAUGCUUUAUUUUUACGCACAGACAGAGCAGGCUCAAUCUGGGCAGUUUUCAAUGAGUCUAGUCGAACAGGAAAAGAGUAACGCGAAUACAGCUCGAUUCAAAGUGAGGUUUUCGUAAAUGCUACAGAAGUGGACCGCACAUGUGUGGAUUUUUAGCGGAAGGCGAAUUACACGUGUUGGGAUUAUGCUUUUAAUUGCACCGCAGGAAUAAGACGCCAUAUUGAGCAUUUGGUAGAAUUAAAAGGCAGAGCGCAGGCUUGUAGUGGCCGUGUACAGCAGGAUGUAGCAUCGGGGGUUUUGUUUCUACCCAAACGUUUUGGUUAUGUGGUUAUCUUUAUUUUAGAUUACGGGGGUCAUUUAUGAGGAUUUCAUGAGUUUGGGAUGGGCUUCAACGCUUGAACAUGACGAGGUGAGGGAGGCAGGAGAAAGUUGAUGUCUCUACAGCGGCUGUGGUUUUGUGGAGGAAUUUAUCAUACAUGGCAUGUGUGUGUGUGUGUGUGUGUGUGUGUGUGUGUGUGUGUGUGUGUGUGUGUGUGCGUGUGUGUUUGUUGUGUGUGAGGGGGGGCACAGAGAGAGAAAGGGGGUUUAUAAGACACAGAAAGUUGAGCUGACUGAAAAUCUGUGAUUGAUUUGGCGAAACCAAAGAUUUAUGAGUCCGUUUUGUACCAUAUGUGCCUUUUCAUCUGUCCAUGAACAUCUUAAUUUAAUUUGUUAAUUGAUUGGUUGGUUGGGGGAAAGAGAGAGAGAGAUGUGGAGAGGGAGUCUGUUGGCGUGUGUGUGUUUAAGUGUGUAAGGGUGAGUGUGUGUGUGUGUGUCACCGGCAGUAGGGCAGCUCUAUGAACCCUAAACUUCUCAAGUCCUUCCAAGUUUUUUCCUCUUUCCUGGGAUUUGAAAUGUAAUCCCGUCCUCCUGUAAUCGUAUUAAACGAACACGAUACUGCUGUGAGGCGGGAAACACCGUGUGAAAAAAAAAGCUUCAGUCUCUUUUUGUACCCAGCGGGCUCUUCUCUCAGGGCCGGGGAACUGAUCCGGACUUUCACUGAGGCCUUCAGUUCACCAGUGCUGACAGUAAAACUGACACUAUGCGCAAAAUAACUUGAGUUUUCUUGAGUGUGAUGUUUCUUUUUAUCUAGUGACUUUAAAUCCAUAUGAAUAGAUUGUGGAAUUGUGGAUAUGAAUCAAAGUUUGGGGGGAUUUUUACCAAAUGUCUUUAUUUGGCGUAAAGCCUGAGGGGGAAACUGCGCAUCACUGUCAGGGGUCGUCAUGCGUAAGUGCCAGACAACAAGAAAGGUCUUGUUAAAGUUUAAAAACACUUGGAUUCGUUCUCUUGUUGUAGAUCAUUCCCAGUAUUUGUAAAAAUAUAAUUAUAUAUAUAGGCCUUCUACUUCUAUCAUUUAUACAAGAAAGAGUAACACUGGCAUGUGCCCGGUCUGAGAUGAGGUGGUUUACCUGCUGCUGUUGGCAAAACAAAUUACGCACAGUGAGCUGGAUAUUUACGCUCGAGAAUCAAAUGGCAACAUAACCAAGUGGAUUUUCUUCUAUAUUUUUACAGCUAGACAGACUCAGCUCUGUGACCUCAGGGUGCCCCCCGAAAUCUCCCUAUAAUCUUCGCCCCAAAAACUUCUGCGCAAUUCAUGAUUUCUUUUUCCAAAGCUACAUGAAACCUGCUCUUUCUGAAAUCAGAUUUUUACGCGUGAUUCGUGUUCUUUCUGGUGUGCCAAUAGUGCAAUAAGUAAGUACACGACAAGCCAUCACCUUCUUUUGUUUUGAAUGUGUGGGCUAAGACGAAAAGUUGCCCCCCUCGCCUCCUUCUCCCCCUCCUCCCCCCUCCACGCUUCGUGUUUUCCUUGCUCUCAGAUUGGUGCUUGGUGUGUCUGGGCGCAUCACGUCUAACACAUAAGGCGACCUUUAAUUAGAAUAUUGCAGCAGCAGUUUGUUUUAUUCCCCUGGAGGCUGACACCUAGCAUUCCUCCUUCUCUUCUUCUCUUCCUCCCCCUCUUUCUCUCUCUCUCUCUCUCUGUCUUUCUAUCUGUCUGUCCAUCUCUCUUUCUCCUUCUCUCUCUCUCUCUCGCUCGCUCUCUCUCUCUAAUAAGCAUCCUCCUAUCCUCGCCUCCGGUGCUGCAUGAAAAGAUGCAAACAUACUUAAUUAGAGCGGUGGCAAUAAUUUCCAGGCUAAAUAUGCGACCAGACAGACAUGGAAGUGAUCUGAUAGCACCCAGAGAGGAAACUACCUGCUUCCCUGUGUAGGAUCACUCUGUGUGUUCUUUUUUCCCCUUUAUUCUUCUUUAGUUUGAUUCCCAUGGCUUUUCUCUACACUUGCUUUCAGGAGGGAAGAAGCAUGUCACGGCUGUCUCUGACCCGGUCCCCGGUCUCUCCCCUGGCCGCUCAGGGGAUCCCUCUGCCGGCUCAGCUGACCAAGGCGAACGCCCCGGUGCACAUCGACGUCGGGGGACACAUGUACACCAGCAGCCUGGCGACACUCACCAAGUUCCCGGACUCAAGGUAAGACACAUGCUUGGACCUUGCUGCAUGAGUAAAUAUAUAACCUGAUUUAUUUUAUGAAUAAAAAAGUCAGUAUUGUGGGAUUUUUCUUAAGGUUUGCAGGAGAUUAGUUGGAUUUACAUCUUGCUGCUUUUGAUCUAAAUGUGAGGGAGUUAUUUAUUUAGUGACCUUUUUCAUUAUAAAGCGAAGUUUCUAAUUAAAUCUUCAAUUAUGAUCAGCUGACAUCUCUAUUUAUUAGCUUAUCAAAACAUUUCAGUCAUUAAAUCCACUCUGUCGUUAUAUGACUGCUGCUUCUCUUAAUUGGAUUUUUAAUGUUAACAAGCCAUUUAGCUGGCUGGCAUCAGGACAACAUCAACACAACUUCCUCACUGACAACUGCUAAUAUCUUUUCAGAGCAUGUGGUGACGUUUGUCUUCAGUCAUUAUGAUUUCUCUGGCAUAGCUUUCAAAGUGAUCAAUUUGAUUGUUUUGUUUGUUUCGGUCCUGAUUAUUUUAAUUGUUUAAUAAAUACCUCGGGGGGCUUUUAUUUCGUUAUCUGCUCUCACACUAUUUGAAAAUUCAGCUGCUGUCAAGCUGCAAAGAGUGCUGUAGCGCUCAGAUGCUGAUUUAAAUGCUGGUGUGGAUUUACACAUCACACAAACAUUUCUGUGUGCACUACACCCACUUUCACACCAUCUUUUUUUUUUUCUCUUUUUGGUCAGUCGUUCAGAGGGAGAGCUUGGACGAAAAAUACUGACGCAAAUGCUCAGAUUCCAGCCUAAGUGGGGCAUAUCUGCCCAAAACUAGUAAAAUUAUGUGUCACAUAUUGAUUUUAUGACUUUUGUGAAAUUUGAAAACCACCAUCAGCUCUGAUUUAAUCCACUAUUUAUGAUCCGAGAUGUGGCUUUAGAAAAACAUGCAUUAAACUCUUUUUUUCUGCUCUUCAUUUUAGAGAAAAAGUAUAAUAUUUUUCUGAAACAGUUUAUGGUGCAGUUUAACUUGAGCUAAGAGGGACUCCUGCUCUCUCACGCAGAGCAAACAGGUAUUUUAUUUUUGUUGCACAUCCUUUGCAACUUUAGUCAUCAUGAUUCAGAUUGUGUAAGAGCUGUUUUUAUUUAAUCCGCCCUCCCACUUUAUUCACGUUUUUAGCUCCUUCCACAAACAGGAUGACACCACCGCAGGUAGCUCUGCUGGAAAACAAACACACCUCUGAUAAAGAAACGCAGGAACGUCUCUGUUCUGAAUUUCUCCCAUUUUGUAGAUUCUUCUUUUCAAACGCACUGUUAUUCAUGACAUUAUACAGUCUUCGAUUGUGCGUUGCUGACAGAGUCCCAUGUGGGCCAAGGUAAACAUUCACCAGGUUGUUAGAAAAUCUGCCAAAUUGGCUACAGGAAACAAUCCACAUAAUCCCAGGGUAAUAAAGUCUUGAUAUUGUUGGAGUCCGCUGACAGGAAAUCCCUGACAGCUCUGCUUUUAUUCCUGAGUCUAACACGUCAUGAGAAACUGAGGCUGCUCUUAGACGAGGCUCUCUGAUAUUAAGAUGAUUUUUUUCUGCUCACUUUGUUGGUGCUGUGUUACGUUUCAACAUUUUUCUUCAAUCAAACAAGCCAGUGUUAUUUUUUUUUUAAAUCAGAUUUUUCAAAGCUGUUGGAGUCAAUUUUCUUCUGCUUCAAAACACGUUCAAAGAUGGUUUUAACCUGCUGUUUAAAGAGUAAUUCUUACUAAGGAUUUGGGAAUCACUAUUGUGUAUCUGUAUUUGUGCAGCUUUACACUUCACAGGGCUAUAUUCAUAGAGGGACACACACAGGGCAGCAUGUAAAUGGAGCAGAGAGUCAUGUCAGAGCAGCAAACAGUGUUUCUACAGUGAGAGUACAGAGCGGAUACCAGUGUGAGCGUUGGUUGGAGUGCUCUCCCUCUCUCUGUCCUCUCUCUCUCUCUUUUUCUUUUUCACACAUGCUCCUUUGCUCCCUCUCUCUAUCUCUCUCUCCGUCUCUUUCUGUUCCUUUCUCACUCUGAAUCACACACACACACACACAUGCAUACACUCACUGUUUCUCUCUUUCUCUCAGCCUCCUCAGUGUACAGUUGGCCUCGGGGCUCCACUUUCCGCUGGAGCCAGUGUAAGGAGGGGCCCUUUUGUGUGAAUUAGGAUAAUGGCUGACAGCAGAAAGCAAAACAAUUACACUGGCAUCGCCGCAUAUACGCCGUGUUUCGGCCACGUCCUCCCAAAGCAGGGCACGCUGACACAACAUCGAAAAACGUGACGGCUAAAAAGAGCAGGGUUAAAGAGUUUAAAGUCGAUGAUUACUUUUAAUAGAUUGUCCCCUAAAUAAUGCAGCGUGCCAAGAGAAAGUUAGUCUAGUAACUAAUGUGUGGUGAUUCAUCUUCCUCUGUGCGGGCCAUAUUAAGGGACAGGGGUCAUGAAACAUUGAUGCUGGCUCUGUGUGGCUCUCACAGAGGACAGUCGCAGUAGUCACUUGAACAGAAGCUGAGGAAAUUAGGGGGAAAUGUUCCACAGACAAGGAAACUAUUUUGAAAGGACCACUGGACAUUUUUCUCUUUGAAGACGAGCCUCUGUGUCCAGAGACGAUAGAUCUUCACUGACUUCAUGCUCCUUCAUUUAGAGUUCCCCUACUUCUUAUAGCUUCACUUUCUGCCAGCUGAAACCAUCACCUUUAACAGGGCAAACAAAAUCCAACUACUUACUAAAUCUCAGUUUGAAAUAUUAUUCUUGUCAACUUUUGUUUGGAUUUGGUUUCACUGUUCGAGACCUUUCUGCUGUUGUUAACACGGCCUUGGGUGUUUUGGGCCCUGUAACCCUUAUACAACCAAAGCAUAUGACAAAACCCCCAUGGGCGUGCAGACUGAAACAAAAAGUUCAUAACAAAGAACUGUAAAGCAAGAAUGCAUGCACUGAAGACUCACUUUAAUCUCAAAAUACUUGACUUUGUGCAAAUAUGUUUGGGAAAUGUUGGUCUACGAAAAAACCUCGACUGAAUCGGCUCAAACAUGAAGGAAAAUUUUUAGUUUCUUCUCUAGGAAGUAGGGCUGGGUGAUAUGGCGUCAAAUCAAUAUCACGAUAUAUUGAGCAGUUCACCUCGAUAAUGUUAAAUGGACAAUAACUACUUCACAAGCUGCUCACCCCCUCCCACAUUAACUUUGUCUACUUCAGCCGCUACAACUUUUGAACCGUCCUUCAUCUCCUCACCUGUCUUUCGCUCUUUAUCACGGACUAGAUGACGUAGGACAGAGUCUUAAAAGAACAUGAGACCAUAGCCUACAUCCAAAAACAACUUUUAUUUAUUUAUUUUUUUGACACAGAAUAAACCAAUAUGGGCAAAAUGGUUAUUGUCGUAAAUUUCAGUAUUUAGCCCUACUAUGAAGUCAGAUAUCAACACCAAAAAACAAAGACUGUGUGUAUGUUAGGACAAUCAAAUGAGCAAAAAUUGAAAAAUAUCGUCAUGUUUAAUACACUUGCAAAAUCAGACCCAGGAGCCAAACUGUAGUUGAGUCAAUUGGUCAGUGGUGUGGUUGUACGAUCCAGAUUUUGAAGACGGUUUAGGAGUCUUUUAUGCCACUUGAAACUUUUUAGUUAUCUUGAAGUUAAGGCAGCUGCUUGACUUCUUUCUUAAAACAGUAAACAUGAAAUUAUGGAGUAAAUAAAUUGUUGUACCUUCACACAAAUAGUCAAAUUAUAUAACUGAUUAUUUAUAUGGUAUGGUAUCCUGGUAUUAUUAUGUUUUUUAACAGAAUAGCUCUUGAAAUACUGUGACCAAUAUUAUCACUUCAUGUAAACAAAACAUGUAAAGUUAAUGUAAUUGUCUGUGUGGAGCUUUAUGUCAUAGAAAUACACAUUGUGAACUAAUGUUCGACCACAACCAGAAGAUUAGAGAGUAGAUUUUUAAAUUUAGGCUCAUAAAGUCAGAAGUCAGAAUAUCAGAAUUUUAAGGUUGUGAAAAUAUGAAGUUGUUCUAUUAUGAGGUUGAAUUUGUAUGAGAUUUUAAUAUUGGAAGAAUAAAGUUAUAGUAUUAAGAGAUGAAAGUGGAAAUCUCUUGAGUUUACAGUCAUGAUAUAAAAGAAUUAAGUUGUUUCUUACUAGAGCAAAGUUACAAUAUAACAGGAUUUAAAGUCCUCAUCUUAUAAUAAGGAUGUAAUUUUAAGAGACAGAAGUCGUAAUUACAGGUUUUGGUUUGGUUGCAGAAUUGAGCGCAAGCUACCUGCUAGCUUUCUUGCCUUUAUAACAGACUCAGUUUGUCACACAAUCAGCUCAGUAUACUGAUGACACCAUGGUGCUGAUGUGCUGAAAGAUGAAAUGUUUAAUUCUUAUGAUAUUUAUAUUAAAGUAUAAGUUCAAAGAAUGCUCCAUGGUUCUCGAUUUAGAUCAGAUGGCUUCAGGCUGUUCCUCUGAUCCGUCCCUUCAAAGCAGCUGAUCGGCUAACCUCCGAUUACGACUUUUUACUCAUAAAUCUAUAACUUUGUUCUUGAAAUAUUAUGACUUAAGCCUCCGUUUUUUUCAUAGUGGUCUAAUGCUCUUGCCAAUUUGCAAUCAGUUAAUCUGUGAAUUACGUUCACAAUCAAUCAGUUAUUUGAUCACAUGCACAUAUUUAAAUUGAUACUUUUGUCAAACCAACAGAUUAAAUUUAAAGACAUUUCAAUCUCAGAAAGAGAAAACACUGUUCCUCUAAGGCAAGGUGCCAAAAACCUGCAAAUUUGAUCAUUUUUCAUUUCUAAAUCUCUAAAACUGAACUGUAAAAAUAUUGUUUACUGCAUAUUAUUUGCAAUUUUUUAAAAAUUAAUAAAGUGUUACUCUAAAGCCUGAUUAAACAGUUUUAAAUAAAAAUAAAAAUGCCAGAUUUUACCACCUGUCAUUCAUUCAUUCAUGGAGGAGGAUUAUUCUGACCUCUUACAGCUUCAGAAAGGUCUCAGCCAAUCAGAUAAGAGUCUGCUGUUAAACGCCAGGCUCCCUCCUCACUUAAAACGUACAUUUUAACAACAAGCUGGUCAGAGAUCGCUGGCUGUGUUGGUUGGACUCUGCAGGGAUCUGCUGUGUGUCCUGUAUUUAUUAGUCCUCUGUCAGUAUUAGAUCUGUUGUAAUACGAUCACAGAUACCUGCGCUGCGUCCCCCUCCCCUGCCGCCUCCUAAAGACACGUAUCUCCAGCAGCUCGGAGCCACUGUGGCUGCUGCUGCUGCUGCUGCAGAGAGCAUCCCUGCCAGAUAUUGCCCACCUCCCUUGCCCUGCUGCCUGCCCUCACUUGGCAGGGCUGGGGUGGGAGAUCUGAGCUGUUCCUGUCCUUGGUAACCUCCCACACCCACCACCUCCCCCUCUCCCUAAACCUUUCACUCUCUGUCUUUCUAUGGAGCUCUGUCAUGGCUGCUUUUCUCCUACUCUCCAUCUCUCUCUGUCUUCCAAUCACAGUCGGUUUUACUUUAGUCCUCUACUGAUUUGUCUUUUCUCCUUUAUCUCUGCUCUUUCUUCUCUCUCUUUGUCUUUAGGCCCUUCUGUUUAUGUAUCUUCUCUUUUAAUUUUCCACAUAUCCCCCCCUCCACACACACACACACGCUCACCCUCAUCUCUCUCCCUACCUGUUAAAAACACCCCCACCCCUUCAAUUCAGGGAUUCAACAGAAAGUGAAAAAGAAAAAAAAGAGAGAAGACCAACAGAGAAAGAGGGAGAGAGAGAGAGAGAGAGAGAGAGUGAAGGGAGCAGAAGAGAGGGAAAGAAAAAGAAAAACAGGCAGCAUUUUAAUUGCUUUUUAAAAAAGUGGAGAUGAAAAACAGAGUUAGCCUGGAGGGGUAUGGUGAAAUUCUAGCUGGAAGAAUUGCAAGACCAUAUGAGAAAGGAACACCUCGGGCGAAACAGGGAGAUGAGUAUUGGUUUUUUAUAAAGCAUUUUGCAUCGAUUUCCAGAGAGAAAGCGAGUAAGGGAGAAGGAUGGAGACAGGGAGGGAAAGAAAGAAAGAAAAAGAGAAAGAAAGAAAGACAGAAAGAGAGGAAGGAUGGCGGGGGGCGAGGGAGGGAGGGAGGAAGAGCCAUCUUUGCUCAGCUUCUUCACACAGUCAAGUCAAAGAGAGAGGAACAGGGUGGGUUUGACACGAGAGCGUCAGUGUGUUGAGCCGAUACAGCGGGGUCAGGAGAUACCUGAUAUGAGCUUUAAACACAAGCUCUCGCACUUUGACAAAAAGCCGUGUUGUAACUGUAAAUCCAGUGAAAUGAGUCUGUGUGUGUGUGUGUUUGUGUGUUUGUGUGUGUGUGAGCCGGCCCUGCUGUUUCUUCAUUGACAUUCCCUCUGCGGCUCUCUCAGUCUGUCCUCUAAUAGAGUUUGACAAUGCCGGUGCUCAGGCGGUGCUGCAUGUGUGUGUGUGUGUUUGUGUGUGUCGGUUUGCAAAUAGGUUUCACAAUUUUCUUUGUCAUACAACUUUGUCAGUCGCCAAAGAAGCUGUUACUGUAUUUAAAGAGCUGAUUGCAUCAAUAUAAUGAUGAUAGCAGCAGCGAUGCAGCGCCCCGCCAAGAGCUGUUUCUGCAGGAAGACGGCAGAGAUGUGCAGCAAAACUGUUCAGGAGGUUUUUCGUUCAACACAUUUCUUCUGUAAAUCACUGCUAAAACUUGUUUGCAGUACACAGGCAGUCCUAGUUUCUCUGCUGAGGGGGAUGUAAAUCCAGUUUCAGGAUAAGCCACGAAAUUAAAGCAAAAAGUAAGUGUAGUAAAGUUACAUUAAUGAAGCUUUUCGGAGUUGAACAAACACUCCACUGUGGCUUUAAUAUUUUAGGAAUGCUCCGAAAGUAUCUUUAAUAAUUCAUCAGGGAUAUUUAGCAUGUGCAAAUGAACAAACAGAUAGAGUGGAGGUGCCGCGAUUAAGCUCUUCAACAAGCGAGAAGGAGGGACCUGCAGGUAAAUGACAGGAAAACCGCAUAAAGACAAGAGGAAAUGAAUAUCUGUCCAAGGAUAUCUGGAGGCGCAGCGGGGGAUGUGGAGUGAUCAAUGUUUAAAGAUAACAGCAAUUUCCACUCUUUGCUGUGAUGAGCCCCCGUAGCCAAUGUAGAGCAAGACCCUCAAUCUUACAGUAAGGUCGUGAAAGAGUUAAAAGUGGGACUUUACAGGCAGCAACAAGUGUCUUUAUUUAAGUGUCAGUAUUUGCAAACAGCUCAAACACAUGCGUCUGAUGUUGGUGUUAAAUCAAUUGUUGUCUUCCUUUUAGGAGAAAAUUACUGUCAUAUAUUUUUGUUCAGCCGUAGUUUCCUUCUUUGUUCACUCGUCUUUGCUUUUCUUUUAAAUAUGGACCUCGUUAGUCAUUAAAAUUAGAGCCCACCACACCAAAAUGAAAUUCAACACAUUUCUUAGGAUGACACGAUGAUGUAGAGACAUGUCUGGUCCUGAAAAGUGGGUCCUUAACAACAAACAGACAUUUGAAAAGUCGUUUAAAAAACAUGUGCCUGACUGGGGUAAGAGUUAUUGAUUGUUUGAGAUGAAAGAAGUAAUUUCAUAAAGUUAGCACAGUGUCAGACUAGAUGUAUUUGUCUUCACACAAACCUUUAUAAUUAGAGCAUAUAAUGUUGGCAGACUGUGAUUCAUAUGAACCAAAUACAGAGCAUGUGGUAGAAAUAACCACAAACUAUAACUGUGUUUUAAGUAUGGCAUACAGUAGGGCUGCAGCUGUCCAAAUCCCUCCAACAUUCAUAACAAAAUCAAACAGAAAAAGUAAAACAUUUUCUCCAGAUGUCCUCCUCACAUUAGUAUGUAGCCCUCCCUCCACCGUUUCCUACCUCUGUUUCAUUUCCAGCCCUCUGACAGAUGGAAUAAUAGAGCUGUAAUGCUACAUUCAUGCCAUUAAUUUCUGUAAGUACAAGCAGCGAGCGUGUGUGUGUUGUUAUAAUCUUUCUGCAGAAGGGACACUUCAAACAAGUCUGGAAUGGAGGAACGAUGCCUUAAGCCCCUUGUUUCAACCUGGGAUGCUAAUGCAUUUCAAGCUUAGUGCUAAUAAAAUUGAAAAAUAAAUGGAGGGUAAUUGUUUCAUGCAUUUGAAGGGAGCUGGCUCAUUCCAUUUUGUGUGUGUAUGUGUGUGUGUGUGCGCAUGGCUUCCUGUGUGUGUGCGUGCGUGUUUGUGUGUAUUUCAAUUUUCAGAAUCAGUCGUCUGUUCAAUGGCACCGAGCCCAUCGUGUUGGACAGCUUGAAGCAGCACUACUUCAUAGAUCGGGACGGCGAGAUAUUCCGCUACAUUCUCAGUUUCCUCAGGACCAGCAAAUUGCUCCUUCCAGAUGACUUCAAGGUACAUAUCUGCAACACAACAUACUGUAUUGUGUGCACCAUCAGCUCACACAGCCUGAGCAACAUCACAACAUAAUAAAAAAAAAACUUGGGUACAUAAAGCCAUCUGUGUAGAGACACUGUAGCUUUGUGUGUGAAACUCCAGAUUUUUCUCCAGAUAAUACUCCAAAGUGUGAAUAUGUUAGUGUUUAUUCAUGUUUUCUGUCCUCUCAGGGGUUGGAUGUUUUCAAAAUAAAACCACUAGAGAUUUCUGUUCUCACAAUGCCUCACAUGGACUCCCCCUCCUCUUAUUCAACACAUUAAUUACCUGUAGUGUAAGCAGGACGAGUAAUUAAGAAACUUUGAAAUAUGGAGCACACUGCGAUGGCAGUGGCGUGGAGGUAAAAUGCUAACUGGCUAACUGGAGCACGGCCUGGUGAUGUGUGUGCCAAAGCCCUGAGCUGUUGUUUUUCACCCAGAGUAGUUUGUAAAGAGGUGAGCCCAGGUGAAAUAGCCUGCACUCCCCUAUGAUCCACAGCACUCUGAUGGCCAACUCCAACACAGAGAGAGAGUCUCUCUGGCAUCCACAGGGAGAGCAGCACCCAGCAUGUUUCUGCAGUUUAAUACUCACAAACAUGCCCCAGUAAAAAUGGUAUCCAUGUAGACUCUAUAUAUGUGCCGUGGUCAUUAUAAAUAACUGCGACUAUUCAUGUUUAGGGGUCUGGAGGAGUUAAUCCUGGACCAAGAGAGAGAGUGUAAUGUCCAUUAUCAUCUAAGUGUAGAGAGGAUUUAACUGAAAAACAUGUGCCACUGAUCAGACAUUUAUAUUUAUUUGGUUUUUGUAUUAUGAGUAAUGUUCAAGUUCAUUCUCGAGUAAACAGCGACUUUCCAUUUAAGUAAUUAAAAAUAAAGAUAUUUACGUGUUUAAAAUGUUGGAGAAUGUGUAGCAGAUUUAUCAGACGCAGAUUAUAAUUUGCAUUACUCUGAAGUUGAGCUGCCGUUAUAUGAUAUUUUCACUUUAUGAUUACCAAGGCCACCCAAAAAAUUUUAUUAUCACAAUAUCUUUGAAAAACUUGGAAAAAUGCCGUCAAAGAAAUUUAAGAAGGGUAGAAAAGUGUUACUUAAUGAACUUUGCUCAACAGUCUUGUGACAGAAACCUCUAGAGAAGAGACGGCCUCAUAAAACGGUUGUUAGUGAUGCUUUAAUUUUGACAGCUUUACUGUCUAGCCUUUAAACUGCUUCUUUUUUUUUUCUCCAAGUGACAAAACUAAGAACAAAGAUUAGAAAGAUCAGAAAGUGUAAAGUACCAAAGAGGCACAAACUCUUUAGUUGUUUUUUAAUUUGAAAUAAAUCUUUGAACAUCAGUUUUUAAAGUGCCUGAACAUUUUUUGGAGGGCUGCUACGGUUAGCUGGCGAGAAGCUACUUCUUCUUCUUCUUCUUCUUCUUCUUCUGCUUCUUCUUCCCUCUCUUUUAUGGCAUGUGGGAAACUAGCAAUGCCUCCCAACUACUUACACAGUAUUACACUUUUUUUAAAGCUCAAUAUCAAUAUCUUGUUUUUGAUUUAAAAGAUGGCAUUCAUUUAAGUGUAUGUUGUCACAGCCCUACUUUAAAGUCACAUUUCUGGCCUCUACCUAAAUAUAAGAUAAAAACAGUGAUUCAAACCGUGUUUCACAUAAGAAAUCAAACAAUUGCAGCCCUAGUUGUUAACAAAUGUACAGCAUAUAGAGACACAACUAUCAUGAUCAAAGCAUAUCCCCUACUCUCUAUGCCCAUAUGCUAUCUCUCUUCUGAUGGCUACCCAAUACAGGCAAGACGGCCUUCAAAGAUUACUCAUAAAAAGGACCAUGACCUCCAAACACCUUGUUUGGUAAAUCUGGUCUCUGGUAAAUGAAGUGCCCAUAGCAUAGACACAAUAACAGUAUAAAUUCAUGUAAGUCGCUGUUUGGCUCAUGAUUUUUUAUAUUUCUGCGAUAAUCUUCGCCAAACAUAGUGACACAAAGCAGUGCCAUUAUAUAGAGAUUGCUAAAAUAAGUCACUUUUGCGUCUUACUUUUUACGUACUCAAUGUAUCAAUAGCUUCAUAUGAAAAUCUUAUCUGAAUAGUUUUGGUACCUAAAUCUGACCAAAUGAUGACUAUUUCACAACAACACUCAACAUGUUGCCUCAAAGUAAUGCAGUAUUUCUGUCAGACUAAACUGGAUUACUCUCUAAUUGUGCGUCUCUACAGGACGUGCCUUUAAGAUUACACAAAGUCAGUUAACCUAUUGAUGAAAUAGAAAUAUGGUUAGUGCAGAUUAUAACCAAUCUUAAGGUUUUACCAGCAGGUUAGUCACGCGGCACAGAGGUGUCCACACAACUGGAGUGGCUUUGUUAGAGUCAUUACAUAUUCUGCCUUCAGCUCCGUCAUGUUCAAGGUUUUAUUCAGUGCUGCUCCUUCCUAGGUGUAUUCUAUUCUUUGCUUCUACUCCACCUUAACUUGCGUGACCUUUCCACCGGGCUGCCGUUUGUUCAUCAUUCUCUACAAGGAAACAAGGCGAGGCCGAGCCACACAGAGCCGGGGGCAAACUCUCCGGGCCUCACGGAUAGUCUGAACGAGAGCCAAACCUCAGACAACAGAACAAGACAUGAAAGCGCUGCAUAUUUUCAGCAAAUGAUGGCCUGACUCAGUGGCGAUUAGUUUUUCUCUUCCUAUUCAUGCUUUUUCCCUCCCUUUUCUGUGAAGUCUUGACAGUCCAAUCAGGCACAGUGGUUGAGGAAAUGCAUUGGACCUCAUUGUUUCAACUCAUUACGAUCCCCUCGCAUAAGCCCGUGUUGAUCUGCAUACCUUUCAAUUUGCGUGAAGCCGGGGAAAAAAAUGCAAAUAGUGCGAGGCGGAAUUGAGCAUGUCCUUAUCUGAACACAAUCAGGCUUGCCGUCGCCAGAGGGCUGGCUCUGUUCUGCUGCUGGCAGCCACGGCGCUGUGUGUUUUGUUAAAUCAAUGUGAAAGUCUGAGCAGAAUAGGAAAAGAAAUUUUUCAGCCUACAUCAGUGGAACAAAAUAUUCACUAUUAAUAUCCUCCCUCAUCUCAUUAUUCAAACUACAAUUAAUCACAAGAGUGUAAGCAAUGCUCAGUCAUAUCAAGGGCAUGGAUAUAAACCGUCAUGAGUUACUGCUUUCGGUCACGGUGCAGUCAGGCUUUUAUUGCACUUUAAAUCAAUAAUAUUUGGCUCUUUUGGUAUCAAAUCCUUUAGAAUAACAGUAAAGAGUUUAAUCUUUUAUGUUUUGUCACUGCUGUGUGAUAGUUCAGGGCAGGCUGGUUCGGUGGCCUGUCUUCUUGUGCGGCUUUCGUCAUUUUUCGUCCACAACACACGAUUCUUUCCCAGUCCUCCGACUCCCUCAUAGUGACAGUUUCUAUCACUUUCCUCCUCUUCUACUCUUUUUCUGCCGCCCUUUCUGUCUCUCCCUCCCUCUGUCCUUCCCUGAGAUGUUGCCUUGCCGGUGGGCGAUCAGGUCGGAUCAUUAUUUUGAAGCUCAAAUGGGCUGUCUGGACACAGGAUUGGGGGAUGAAUUGUCUCGUAGAGCUGGCAGCGGUAGCAGCAGCUCCAGCAGCCAGGACGGAGCUGUUGGCCCCCGUCUCCCUCUCAUCCUCACCUCAGCGCUUAGGAUUACUCUGUUGUUUUGUGCGCUGCUCAGGAUGACUAAAGUGCCUUGCAGACAGACCCCUGUUAAAAACAUAUCCAUCCAUGGCUUCAGACCUGUGAAGGAUGAGGAGCUACACUUUGAUACAGAGAGCCGCCUGAAGCGGAGCGUCUCAGUAUGAGUUUUGUCAGCUGCAGCAAGAGGGCCGGGAGAGAAAAAGACAGGGAGAAAGGGAGAGAAAAAGGGAAAAAAAGGACCCACUCCCCUUCUUUUCUUCACAUUUUGAAAUCUUAAAUAUUAGACCGUCAGCUUAAGAUGUGUUGCGUCAACGCUCGUCCAGAUGGAGUUGUAUUUGGGUGUCAUUUGCUCGCCUCAGAUGAAGGCGCAGCUUAGAUGACGGGGUGAACCAGAGAGGGAGGCUUUUCAAGGCUAAAGAGUCUGACAGAAGCAGCAGGGUUAAUGAAUAUGCUGUUUGCUGCCAUGCUCUGUUUCUAUACCCAGCAGUGGUCCUGAGAAGAGAAGGGGAAAAUGCAUUUUUAGAUCCCCAGCUCCCAACACCCACUACCACCAAUGAUGCAGACUAUACUAAACAUAUGUUGUUUCCGCAUCACAAACACAGUGUCUCACUUUUCAAGGGCGUUUAGACUUUGCUUUGCAGCACCUCUUUCUGUGCAGUGGCUGUUAGAUAUGUUUUGAUGCAUGCGGUUAUUGUUAGUAAGUUUUGAGUAAGUGCAUUCACUGAAACAAUACCCAUUAGCUAAGACACAUUGUAACUGUGAACGGCAGCAAUGGUAGACUGGGAAUGAAUGAGGCCGUCAUUCUUUGUCACUUUAAAACACUAAUCAGAAAACAGAUUUAUUAAUUACUGAUUGUUUAGCUGCAUUUAGGUGUAACCUAAUUAAAUCUUGUUCUAAUAGGAGCUUAACAUCGGGCCACGAUCCUCAUUAACAUAAAACUCCCUCCAUGUGAGGAAUACAUUAAAAUGCUCCUCGGAUGAUGAUCGUCCUCAUGUUCACUUGCAAAUAUCUUCCCCUCACCUCCUGUCUGCCUCCAAUAGCGAAACCUCCUCCUCUCUGUAUUUGCUAUGGUAGCGGUGAAUGAUGGUGCCAUCUGGUCUUGUGGGAAAUUAGAGGCAAGAGCGCUGGGGCAAAUGGCCCCCAGCAAGCCCUGCCCAGGAGGGAGAGGCAGACAAUCUGCUGCAGACUGUCUGCACACAGGAAUGCACCAUCCCACUUCAGUGGAGCCCUACUCACGGCCUUUCUGGAGUCGGCUCACUGAAACAUGCUAAGGGCUAGCACAGCUCUGCCAAAAGCUACUGUGGAGGAGCUGCAGCAUGGCUAUGCUUUGUUUAUGGAGAGUGUUGUCCUGCUGGUCGGAGGCCAUCACUAAUUCUGGUUUAUUGUUCUCUCCAAAAGAUGUUUUACGAGAUAGUGAGACAUUAAAUGCUGCCCUGUUCUCAAAUUUGUGUCAGUCAGAUAUUCAUCACUUUACAAGAGCAAGGUCAUAUGAUUACAUUAAUAUUUGGUGUAUUUAGCAGGCUCUCUCUUACCAAGUGUGCAAGAGUCAACAUUUGAACAGGUUAGAAGCUUAAAUACCAAGUUUAAAGGUCAAAAACAAGGUGCUAUUACCCCUUUACACUCCUCUGUGAUGGUUUCAUUCAACAGACAAACAGUACAAAAGACUAAAGUGUUAUCUGCAUCACAAAUGUAAACAUAUUUCCCAAAAGCAUUGAAUGAUAUUACAGUAUUUUCAUCAGCUCUCUCAUGCAUGCUGCAGCACACAGUUCGUAUUAGACUGUAGAAAAGGGGUCAAAGAGCAGAAGCAGCCUGAACAUCUCUGCAGGAGUAAUUAGAGGUUAAGUGUCUUGCUCAAGGACACUUUGUCAUUAGUUGCUAUGAGGAAGCCAUCAGGAUACCCUGUAAAUAUACUUCUGCUGUCGUCAUAGUGUUGCACACAACUGUAAGAGUGAAGUGUUUUGUCCGGAUGACCUUGGUGAUGAACUGUGGUGCAGUGAAACUCAGCCUGUUAGUCACACAUACGGCCAAGAGGACCGCACACAUACAUGCAAAUUAAUUGCACUCAUUUCCCUGCUCCUCUGACUAUGUAGGACUUCCACCUGCUGUACGAGGAGGCGCGUUAUUACCAGCUGACACCCAUGAUCAAAGAGCUGGAGCGCUGGAAGCAGGAGCGCGAGCAGCGGCGGAUGGCACAGCCUUGCGACUGCCUGGUAGUCCGCGUCACACCCGACCUGGGUGAAAGGAUCGCUCUGAGCGGGGAGAAGGUCCUCAUCGAGGAGAUCUUCCCUGAGACCGGAGACGUCAUGUGUAACUCAGUCAACGCUGGCUGGAACCAGGACCCCACGCACGUCAUCCGCUUCCCCCUAAAUGGCUACUGCAGACUCAACUCUGUCCAGGUAACACACUGGAAACUCUCUUAUUCUAUUACCCUUCUCUUGUUGUGGCAUACAAACAGCAAAAGUUGUUCAAAAUAUGAUCACAGUUUUCAUAGAUUUUAUGAAUUAGGUAUACAUAUCGCUUUACAUAUUUUGAUCUCAGAGGCUGUAGACAGCCUGGUGUUUUCACACAGUGUAAUAAGACCUCUGGUCUACUCUUGGAUAUUUCAUGUCCAGUACUGGCAGUGUGAUGUUUUUAAGGUUACUAUGGAUACUCUGUCAUCUGCAAACACCAAGCCAAAGUUUGAGUAAUGCGCAGUUGAAAGAAAGAAAACAUCAAAGAUUAUAAACACUGCUUUGAAAAAAAAUAGAGUCAAGAGUGCACCAUUUUAAUGUUUUUGUGAUGCCAUAUGAGAAAAAACAAUGAGUUGACAUUCACUCUGACAGAGAUCAAAACUAUGAAAAUCUAACUCAGAACCAGUCCCAUGUUUGGACCAUGAAAUCUACUGUAGCCUACAUCAGUAAACCUUGCAGAAAUGUGGUUAUGUCUCUCUGGUGCUGUGCUUACAGUCAGACAUACAGUGUAAAAACUUACAGUGAAGUUACUCAUGAAGCUUAUGUCAAUGACCAGUGCGAACAUCAAUAAUUUGCAGCAUGAAUGGUUGAGUUUUUCCUGUAGCAAAUCUGCACUAUGGAUGUGUAAAGUGCAUUGCCAAACAUGGUUUCUUUUUUAAGGUACUGGCUGAUAUAAUCGAAGUGUCAAACAGACUCUUUGAUUUUCUUUAAUCAUAGCUCUCUUUAGUAUCUCACAGUGAAACCCUCGUAAACCUGAUACAUGAUCUAGGGUUAGCGGUAGGGCACAGAGUUCUCAUAGUAACUUUGCUAUGAGUCAGUCAACAUGAUUUGUUGCCUUCUACGCGCUGUGCAUGUUGCAACAGCUAAGUUUUUUUAAAACCUUUGUUUAUCCAGAAAAUUAAUUUGCUGAGCAUGCGAACCAUUUUUCACCACCACCCAUCAACACAUUUACACACCUGGCUGAUGUUUGCUCUGUGCAACACAAGCUUUGAAAAGCUCCUGGCUUUCAAACUGUGUACAUUUGUUGAAGAAGAAAACCCAUUACUUUCUCAGAUCAUAUGUUUUUCAUCAGCUUUUAUUUAGUAGCGCACAGCCAGAGUUGUUUGGAUACAGAUAUCAGCAUCAAACAUCAGCUCUGGAGUGGUCUUAAAUGUGGUGAUGGGAAACAGCAACAGUGCUUCAGUUAGCAUGACUUUUUAGUUUCCAAAAGUCUAGUUGUUUGAGCCUACAAAAGUAUUUCUCCUCUUAGGAUUAAUUUGUAAUCUUGUUGUCACUAUAAGCUUUUUUUUCACAGCCAAAAAGUUUAACGUGUUUUAUGUAAAUCAUCAAAUGAUGAUAGCAAAGACCAACAAUGCUACGCUAGCAGAGAGUGUAAUGCUAGUCUUAGCUAGCUAAAUGUCAGAGGUCUGUGUUUAGCCAUCACAGAUUUAGAGGGAUUUCUUCAUAUAAGAGAUUAAAAUUAUAAAAACUGAUUAUAGCUUUAGUUUCCUGGUGCUGACUUUGUUCUUAGGUUACAAUAUUGAGGCAUUUAACACAAUAUCAUGGUAGCUAUCCUAUCACACCCAUGCAGAGUUACUGAUCUGUUUCAAAUAAUAUUGUGGUCUUCAUUGCGCUGGUGUUGAAGGUUUUAUCCAAUACUCAAGUCCAGGUAGACUAUUGGAGGUAGAUUUAAGAAGGAAAGCUGCAACAUAAUUUCACAUUGUUUUUCUUUGAAGUAGGCUAUAAGCCUAAAAAAAUCACAUUAAAAUGUUGGUGUAAGGCUGUUAGCAUCAUUUGUAACCCUCAGUGUUGCAUUUGAACACCGCAGAGGUUGUAGCCUAAUGUUAUUUUUUGAGGUAGUAGCUGCUCUAAAUGAGCUACAGUUAGUUUUAAAAGAAGUGUUUAUCUAUGACAGGUGUACAGUGAGUUUUCCCUCUGAUUCAGCUCUUUUGGUUGAAGCGUACAGUCAAAUCGUAGCCCAGCAUGCUCUCAGUGGUUCUGACUGCUCAUUAUCUUUCUAUCAUGCAGAAAAUUAAAUAUUACUGAUGUAAUUUUUAAAUUCACCACUUUCAAACAUGUCGUCUGAUAAAAACAAUGUGUUCAGACUUCCAACUCCUUCAAAGUUUAGAAAAAUAGUUUUCCAGUUGUGUUAUCCAGAGAGCUCCGUGAGAGGGAGGAAACAUAACAGCCUCACACCACAGGCUCGAUAUAACACACUCUGGUGCCCACAGCAAUGAACAGGCCAACACAUAGAGGAGCCUUCCCCCCUCCAGCACCCAAAGGGAGCCUCUCCCAGGCAGGCUAGUGCGCUCUGACACCUCCACCUCCCCCCCUGCCAGAGUGAGAGACCACCUCCAGGGAGGAGAGGCGAGCGAGCGGGACAGAGCACGUGUGGACUGCGGCCAUGUUUUUCUGCGAAAAAAUGAAGAAGAGGAAUGGAGAGGGGGGGAAAAUGAUAUGCAUAAUUUACGCUUUACUCCUUUUUAAGACACAGCUCCUUUUUUAAAAAGACUCCAAUAUAACACCGCUCAGGGCGAUUGAAAUACACGUAUUGCAUUUUUUAAUACCAUACUUACAAUUUCUCAAACAGCCUAAACCGGUUUAUACUUCUUUUAUAGAUUUUUAAAUGACUUGCAAUAUAAUUAAUUGGCCGCAUCAACUAACACAACAUUUUCCCACUCUGUUUACCAGUGAGACUGGUUAUGGAGUGUGAGCGCGUCAGACUAACAUGGUCUGAAAUGAGUUUUUAAUGUUUGGGUUUUUAUUGGGCUGCUGUUUGAAGGCGAGCUGAGCUGAAAUCCUCUUUUCAGACGAGCUCCUCAGAGGAAGAGGAGCUGGAUCUUCCAGGUUUCCUGUAAGCGAUGCUCUCUUUUGUCUCACAGUAUGGCCUCUCGACUCUUUUUUUUUGUCUCAUGUUGGCCUCUUUUCAGACACAAAAUUCUGUAAGAAAAAAAGAACAAACACAUACACGCAGCCCAGUAGAGAGGCCCGGCUCAUUGAGUUGAUGUAGAUGAGGACACGAGAAGCAGAUGGAGGUGUUUUUCUGUGUAAGGGGAGAUUUUUCUAAACAACUUACUCAUUCUGUCCUCCCUCUCAUUGUUGCGUGAAGGUAUGAGAAGGUUAGGAAAGUAAUCCUCGUCUUACCCGCCAGACAAUGAGUCUCUGAUCUGAUUUCAGCCCUGGACCCCAACCCAGGGGAACACACACAGAGCCACACCCUGCCCACAGAGGAAGAUCAGGCAGAGACGCACAGUUCUGUCUGGAAGAGGGUAUUUACGACUGGAUUUUGAGGUCCUGACAAGAAAGAGAUGGAUAUGCGACAAAGUUUGAAUAUCCUGUUUUCAAUUUAUGAUGUCACAGGCAGGGAGAAUUCAUUUUGGACUCAAAUGAUUUUAUUGAAGCCAAGGUACUGUUGCCGCCUCCCCCCGGGCUGGAAACUGCUGGACCUUGUGAUAUGUUGGUCACAAUGAGAUAACAUGACAUUUCUCUUCAUACUUUACUGUACACCAGGCACAGCAACCUGGUUUUCCGGUUUAUUAUUCGCUCCUUAUCCGCUGAAAGAUAAAGUAACAUCCCUGAGGUCAGUGAAAUUUGUUAAACUUUGGAGUAAAAUAUCUCAAUUACUCUGUGAUAUUUACAGGAUUUCAAGGAUGCUCUUCUUUGUGGAGCUCCAUUCAAAGAGAACCAUAGCUAACACAUCAUUUUAUCAUCUCGUUUCACAGUAAGAAACAUCAGCAGAGCAGCAAGAUUAUUGUAUAAUUCAUUCAAAGACGAUGAAUAUCCAAAUAUUUUUACAAAUAAUGAACCAUUUUGUUGAUUAUUCACACUAAUACAUUCAAUAAUUCAUGGUUUUAGCUCGUAAAUGUCAGAAUUUGAUACUUAAUGAGGAGUCAUGAAUGAAAAGUCCUGAUUUAUUAAUUGUUUGUUUAACUAAAGAGGUUGUUUGAGGAUGUCCCUUUGGGCAUUAAGAUAUUAUGAUGAGCAUUUUUUAUAAGUCUUAACAUUUUAUAAACUGAAUGAUAGACUGAUCAAGCAUAAAAAACGAUAGAUUUAUUGAUUAAGAGAGUAAUCCGGUGUUGGAUCCCUGAAUGAGGAGAGCAGUACUUACUGUAUCUCAGAAUAAUGUGGCCUCUUUCCUCGUUCAUCUUGUGUUUUCCAAUGUGAGAGAGUGAGAAUAAACAGCCCCACCUUGGCGAGUGAUUCUCCAUGAAGUCAUGAAUGGAAUUUGGGGAAUAAUGCAAACCACCUGCUCUGUGAUGUAGAUCCAGCCGAGAGAAACAAAGAGCAGCAGAGCCACUUAAAGGAGGGAAAACAUUUAGCCAAAGAGCCACAGAGGUGUACACACACGCGUCCCAGAGCUGGAGCCGGCCAGGCUGCUCCAUACAUCACCGUGAUGAAGCACUCAGAUCAGACCCGAGCCAAUCCGUCCUUCAUCAAUGUGACAGCUGAGGCGGUCGUAGUGAGGGCCUCCCUGUCCCCCUGCCGCCCGGCUGGGGAACGCAACAUGUCGCAACACUCUCUUACAUGUCACACUGCCACUCCAUCAAUUCUGAGCCGGGGUAGAGGGAGAAAGCACAGCUCAUCAGAGCAGAUGAGGCCACACAAACACUCCUGCCUUCGAUCCUCAGUGGCACAAUGAGACAUUAACACAGUCUCGGUGUGUCUGUGCGGCUGGGUGCACAGCGUGGAGCUAAGGAUCAACAGGCAGUACUUUAACCUACAUGUAGUGUGCAGAGGAGAGAGACUGGACCCUGCUGCUGCUGCUGCUGCUGCUGCUGACAGCUUCAGCAGCCGGCGCCAGAAAGUGUUUUAAGAAAUGUUGAGUGUUUUCUUUGGACAAGACAUAGCCAGCUUGAGGGAAAAAGACCUUUUUGAGAGUAAGUCUGGCUACAAUCAAUCGCUUUUCUGAUAAACCCAGAGGCAAAAGAUAAUGAAUAGAAAAAAAAAAAAGAAAAUCAUCUGAUACCAAAUUCAGGACACAGUUUAUCAGGAGAAAACAAACUUUAUUUCAAGUCGAGAAAGAUGAAAUAUCUGUUUUUCGCCAUAUUGUUUUCCAGGUAAUAACUAAUGGACAUUUACAGUAAUAACACCAUAUAUUUUUUCUUAAUUUAGAAAAAAACCUGAGUUACAUGGUGCACACUGCCUUUAGUAUUGGUUAGGAUCACAGAGGAUUCAUUUAAAACAGUGAACUGAUGUUUCAGAUUUUAAGUCAGGGAUUCAUUCGUCCUGCUAAAAAGUCAAACAGUGACACAGGUGGCAGGAAGAGGAGUUUUCCUGAGUGCUUGUUGAAUCUAUAUAGCAUAAAUAGACCCCACUCACAGUUUAGUUUAGCUCGGUGAGUGUUUAUGCUGCCCAGUAGAGGGGUUACCUAAAAAUACGUUCAUUUGUAAUCUGUGAGCCCUUUGUCAGCUACACAAACACAGCCACUUAACCCUGUGCUCAAAGCUUAUAGAAUAUAUUUUACUCUCAAAAUGUUUUUCGUCGUUUGUGAAUCCUUAAAAAAGCCGGCAGAUGGCUCAGAGAAUUAGAAAGAGUCAUUCUUCUCGGCUGUUUUGUGCCAGAUGCUUGCGAUAAGUGGAGGAUACGAUGCAGAGACUGCAGUUAGCGCUCCUUGUCACAUAUGAAAGACUCUGCAUAGUUAAACAAAGGCGACCCCCUGAGUGCAGCGCCCAUCACAUGCUCCAGUGUGUGUCUGUUUGAGUGUGUGUCAUACGUGUCAAUCAACUUUAAACCCUGUGCCAUGAGGAGCAGAGUCUUCCAGCGCCUCCUGAGAGGAGUUUGUGUUGCACUCGGGUGGCCAUCAAUAUUGCAUUGUGCUCCGGUUUCCAGCCACGAGAAUCAUCCUCCGUGAUUCCUGCUCGUGUUGGAGGUUAGAGGAGUGACUUUUUGCCUUUUGUGUCCCUGGCUUGAGUGGCAGCUCAGAGAAAUGGUUAAAUGCUGAAUGAAUGUGUGUGUUUGGGAGGCAAAUCCCAGAGCACCGAAGUCGACCCUGUAACAAUGAGAAUGGUUGAUUAUGAUUCAAUUGCUGAGGGAUCACCGGGGAUGAAUAGAUGCUUUAAUUUAUCUUUCUGUUACAAUCACACAGACGGUAGAGGCGUGAAGAAGAGCUGAAGUUCAGGAGGGAAGAAGAAAACUUUGGCACAGAGGUGUCAAAUCCUCUGCACUCUUGUAUCUAGAUUUUUGCAAAAACAAGGUGGUGUAAGGACUGGAUUUGUGUAGCGGUGAUGUGAAAACCUCACAUUUUAUCACAAACAAAUCUGGAGACAAGGGAGUAAACCUCUGAGUUGAACACAAUAAAAUAAAGUAAAAACAACUCGACUUAACUCAACUAAACAAAAAUUGGAAUGGGCGAUUUUUCCCUUUCACGGAAAGCAUGAUGCCUGGAAUGAAACUCGGAGCCAUCAGAUUGCUCUCAUGCAACCCUGCUGUUAGUAUAUUUUGCUAUGGUUUCGCUCAAGUGAGGCAGGAAAGUAAGCAGAGAAAUCUGCAUAAGUACAACACAAGUUUUAAAAGCCUGCAGUCACAAGUAUGUAGAGCUGAACUGAGCCACCAGGACAUGUGUUAGCUUUUUAAGAGGCUGCACUGCUUUCUGCUGUCAGCUGGGACUGAUUUCAGGACAUUGUCCUGUGGACAUUGAAACCUUAGAUUUAUCUUAAUUAUUCUACGUAUUGUUUAUUCCCCUGUGGCGUUAAUUCACUGUGUCAAACUGGAUGUGAAGUUUUUAUGAUGGCUUCUUAUAGUCAUUACAGUACUCUUGAAUCAGUUACAGCUAUCUGUAAUAAUAUCCUUAAGUCUUUUUGUUGCCAGGCAUUAAUGAUAAAAGUGUUUUCAGACUAUCUUUAUUGAUCGGGCCAUUCUCCUCUGUGACCAAAUUCAUUGCCGAACAUGACAGAGUCCCACAUGCGUUAAGAGAUGAUGGGGAAAAAUGCAAUGUGAUGCAAUGAUCAAAGACAGCUAUGUAAUAUCAUUUCCAUAAUCGUUAGGCUCCUCCGUCGUCUGUCAUGGAUUUGGGAGUGUUUGAUGCUUGGGCAGGUCUCUUAAUUAGCCAUCCUCACCAUCAGCUGUCUGCCGCCCCUUCUGUCUCACAAAUUACAGAGUUUGUCGUCGGCGUAUGGCCAGAGGACAAAAAAGGAGGAGGAAAAGGAGGAGGGGGGCAACUUCUCCGAGUGGUCCUUUCUGCUUACAAGCUGCACGUCGGCCCACAUUUUAGUUUUAAUCAGGAUGUUUGCUUUUGAGGGGGGGGGUUCAGGUCUGUUCAACAAGUUUGUGUGUGAAUAUGCAUGUUGGAAUUUGCAUAUUUAGGUUUGCAGUCCUACACAUGCGUUAUCAUGUCAGUCUCCGUGUGUUUUUGUGCACCGUGUAUCUGCUGCUCUCUGUUAAAUGUAGCCUUGGUCAGGGGAGGCUGCAGCCAUGUGACCUGGAGGCCUCAACGCCCCACUUUAGCCCUCCGAAGGGGCUCCUGCUCUUGUAAUUAGAGAGGUCAUCCUUUGCCAUGAGUGUGUGAAAGAGUCUGAAGAAACUGAUCUAUUUUGUGCAAAACUUCUCUGGCUCUGUAUCAGGAGGGGGUGGGGUUAGCCUUCGGCGAGACCUUUCAUUUCCAUGCACUGCACACUCCAUUAAAAAGGACGGGGGAAUAAGUAAAUACACAGCACUCCUCGCACUGGGAUUUAGAUAUACCCCCUCUAUAAAAAAACAACAUCCCACAAGGAUUACAGAGAGAAAAGUGAUCUUGGAGUUCACGUGUAUCUGCAUUUGGUCUAAAGUGUGUAUCAAUGCCCAGACUGGAGGGCUAACAUGAAUCCCCGUCUUCGGUUCCCUCCCUGCAGCUCCGACACUUUGUCCUCGUACCGAUCCGCCAUAUCUCCCCAUCCUCAUUCCCCACACGUCGCUCUCUCUCCCUCGCUCACGGACCUCACUUCUCCUCUCACCCCAGCCUCAUUACUCAAAUUAGGAGCUUCAGUAAUCACCACGCUGAGCUCCACUCAGCCCCUUAACACACCUCACUCACACUCGGUUCUCCUCAUCCCUUUGAGCUCAUGGCCUUCGGUUCAGUAGCCAGUCCAGAGAAAGCAGCAUGAAUAUUGCAGAGGUGGUGUGAUGUCGGAGUACCCUCUGGUUUUAUUCCAUCACUAUGUGUGAUUGGAGGAGAGGGAGGUUAAUGACACAUGGUGUAUGUCGAAGCAGAUGAGGAUCUGAGCUUGACACCAGAAUGGAUAGAUAUCAAAUAGUGAUACCUACCAUAGCUUUACAUUUAGUUUGGUUGCACCAACCAUCUUAAAAAUCCUGGUCAUGAGAUCAACUUUUGUUAAUUCAGGCUGAAAAAUGAACAGAUUGUGUUUUGAUUUAUCUAGUAAAAGUCUGCAUGUGCAGUAAAGUACUAAACACAAACAAACUUUGUUUUAUCUGGUUGAUCCAAAGCUAAACUACCAAGUCAGGUUAGCUAGCGGCAGGCUAGUGCAGCAGCAGGAGUGUUUUUAGUUCUCUAAUCCAAACUUUGGCAAGAAAGACGAGUAAUAUGACCGACAAAACACUAUACACAAAGAAUUUUAAAAAUGGAGGGAAAACUAACAGGUUAGUGAAGAAACUAGUAGAAAGUCUGACUGAAUUAUCUUGAUGCACGUCCACUUUCAUUCAUAAAAUGAUUCCAAUACUCACAGGUCUUUGGUCGCUCUGUUUAUUUUACAGAUUGCGGGUUCCAUUGAGCUCACAACUCAAAAACUGAACAAAAUAUCAAAAAGGUGUUCAAUUCAGCUCCCAUUUCACAGUGAAAAAACAUUUGCAUAAUGCUUGUUUCAACCUGGACCAAACAAAAAACUAACCUGUACACCUGUGCUGGCUGACAUAAAAAGAUUGCGACUCCACCCAUAACCAAACAUUUUCUGGACAGGCAUAUCUGAAUCUAUUAAUUAAUAUAAACAACCCAUUUUAUUACUUUUGAAUCACAUAUUUACAUGAAUUUGGGCCUUACAAUUAAUCAUCUAAAACUGAGACUUUUAUUUGUUUGCUUAAAAAUUAGAUCUUGACAUAAACUAAAAAAAAUGGCUUCUACAAAGGCCAAAAGACGGAAUCUAUGGUCCGAGUUUGAUCUGCACUCAUUGGCUGGUUUCUGUCAAUGUAGAAGUCUACAAACAUCCUGUCCCUCACGUUGCCCUCUUCUCUGUUUCUUCCCUGUGUUCAGGUUUUGGAGCGUCUCUUCCAGAAGGGUUUCAGCGUGGCGGCGUCUUGUGGGGGCGGCGUGGACUCGUCUCAGUUCAGCGAGUACGUGUUGUGUCGUGAGGACCGACGGAGUCUCUCCAUCAACACUCCCAUCAGGAUAAAACAGGAACCCCUGGACUAGAGCGUUCUGGGAGAGGGACUGCCAACCAAACCCUGAUAAUCCUUCCAUCUUCUCACAACAACCAAACCAUACCUACCCCUCCCUCUGCCCUUCAAGGACCACGACCACCCCCCAGAUACCGAAGUAUUAGCAGAGGCUUGUUAACCUGGCCAGCUCUGCAGAACUCUAAGGGGAAUGUAGAACCAAAUAAAGGAAAAAACAUCAGCAGCAAAGAUUUCUAAAUAUGUUAAAUACGACCCAAAGAAUCUGGGACUCUGACGAAAGGAAAAACAACGACAAAUGGACUCAACAGCAGCUUACUUGAACCAUUUUAGCACCAAAACUGGUUGAUUUUUUUUCCUAAUUUUAUUAUGAAAGAGACAUUUUGACCUUUUUGGAGACAUAAACGCCGAUUCUUAAAAUCCCAAUUCACUAAUCCCCCCCCAAAAAACACACAAAGCCUCAUCUUUCAGCAGUGUAUCUUCCAGUUUUGUUUCUAGAUGAAGCCCAUGUCGCGUGUGAGAGGCCUGCUUUGGGAUGAAGAAACUGUGACGGACUUUAGGCUGGUAGAGAUGACAGGAAAAGGACUUAAUCCCAUUUUGUGAGUCUCUCAAAAGGCCCCCGAUUCUUGAACCCUUCAAGCCCGUCUCCCCUCACUCUACUGUUUUUUUUUUUUGUUGUUUUGUUUUUAUAGAGACGGGCCUUGCCAAAAAACAGCAUUGUUUGCCAAACUGAUUGUUUAUUACAAUUUUCAUUGUUGUUUCUAAAGUAUGUUCUUCUUGCUCCUUUUGCUGUUCUUAUCAUGACAUGGUGUAAACAAUUAUUAUUAAUAGGAUUAUUUUUAAUGUCUCUUUUUUCCUUUCUCCAAUAUGAAGGAUGUAUGAACGUUGUAUUCAUUAGGCUUCGAGAGCCUGUGAGGGAGCGUUUUCUUGGCAGUAGCUGCAGAAACUCGGAUGUCUGCAGGCUAUGUGGCUAAAGCGAUCUGGCUGGCAAUGCAUUCAGAGCCGGAAAAAGUCCCAUUGUUCAAACCGGGAUGGAAGAAAACCUGGAUGUUUUGACAUUGUCUCUUGUCAAAUGUGAAGCACACAUUACAAAAAAAGUGCUCUGUAAAAUUUCUGCUUAUUAGCUCCCAAACAUAUCUGGGGUGUCUGAUUGGAUUCUCUCUCACGAGCACAAACCUUUGUUCAUAUUUAGUAGACGCUUAAGAAAGUUCAUGAAAUUAAAAUUCAGGUUGAAGUUGCACAAGCUCCCAAAGUGUAUCGCAGUUUUGUUGAGUAAGAAUGUUAAAGACUUGAGGACUAAUGUGGAGAUUUGAUGUUUACCAGUAUGUCUCGUGAGAAGCCUGAGAUGUACUCUAAAUGCUUCACGUUUCUUUGCACUUAAAUGUUUCCUGCCCUGUUUGAACCCUGUGACCUGUGCCGAGUCGACCUGUUCAACUUCAGGUGAAAAAUCAAAAACACUUCAAAGAGUCAAACUAGAACAAAUACUUGAGGUUAUCAGAGGAGGGUAGGUGCUUAUUCUGUUGAUUGUACAAACGUAAAAGCAUAAUCUCCUUUUAGGUUAAAGCUAAAUAAGACACAAUAGAGCUGUGAAGGGCACCAGCACUCGUCCCCUCCGGCCUCCAGUCUUGACAGUUUAGUUGAGAAUAGCUCACAGUACCUUCACACAAAGUUUAAAAGACAAAGUCUCUGUUUGCUCUCAUAUUGUCACUCUAAGCUGAGAUGAUUUCAAUGCUUCUUCACAUGUAUGUAUGGCAGAACCCAGUGUGAACUAUACUCCCAGCAUCAGAGCAUUGUUCACAAAGAGGCGAGUGGGUGGCAUUUACUCCAUCCUGCUCUCAUUCUUUUGGUCUUAUUCUCAACAUUUCUGGAUCAAAGACAAAAACAAGAAAGGCCAAGUUUUCAUGCUUUAUAUUUGUGUGUAACUUACAGAUGCUGUUUCUUCCAUUCCAGCAGACUGAUAACAAAGAAAAGCCCAUUCUGAUCUCUGCAGGCUCUGGCAGUUGUUUGACUGUAACAGGGGGUUGUUUUUUAUAAACUAGCUGUUCAUUAAAAAUGGCUGGUAGUUCUCCCUGACCAUAUUGUCUUGAUAACUGCUCUCCCCGGAUGGCUGCUGAUUAAACAAGGCCAAUGAGUGGAUAAAGAUGAGCUCGGUGUAGCUCCCAGUGCAGCGCCCUCUUACCCGUGGGGGGGGGUCUCUCUCACAAUCAAGCCCAUCUUUGUUCUGACCUGCCAGUGGCCUGCGCCUUUGCAUCCAGUCGCCUCAAAGGGAAUGGUCAACCAGGCCUUUCAUGUGUUGAGGCAUGUUGGGCUCUUCACAGUGCUCCUCAUCGUCCCCCCCCACUCUGCCCCCCAGCUCAGCAGUGCCAGUAGAAACCCGGGCUGCACCCCCUGCUGCUGUGUCAUCCCCAUGCCCUGGUUUUCUAAAGCGCCCUCCAAUGCUGUGGCUCGAUGGACCACACCGCAACAAACCAAACAAACUGAUGAGUCAAAUGUGAGUGUACUGAGAACACACUGUACAGCCAGGAGACUCUGCGGCUGCUGAUCCCCAGAUCUUUGAUCCAGUUCAUGUGAGGUGUGGAAACUCAUCUGGGUUAGCUUUUGAGGAAACGGGAGUAAAAAAAAAAAAAUAACCAGCGUUGUACUCCAGCCACACAUCUGCAAGAGUUAAUUUCUUCAGGGAGUAAGGGAAGAAGGCAUUUUUUCUCACUGAUGUGGCAUUUGGAAUCCCAAACGGGGCUUUUAACGGCUUUACAGAGCUAAGGGGUUAUGCACUCAUGAUUAAAAACAAAAAUGACCGAUCAAACCUGCUCUUAAAAGUUUAAAAAAAAAGAACAAAAAGUACAGGUUUGGCUUUCUUUGUCUGCUGUCAGCAAACCUGGCACACCCCUUCUUACUCUACACACAAGUUACAGGUUAACUACAGAGCUAGACGGGACUGGAAACUCCACAGGCGUGUCCGCACGUGCUGCCGUUUCAGGUGAAGUACUGGUCAGUGUUUCAGCCACUUCAUAUGGCAUUCACUUCCCCUCUGAGGCGGAUCCAGUUGUACAGUUAUUGUAUAUUGAAUUAUCAGGACUCUGGGUUUUAAAGGACCCGCGUGUUUUUAAAGAGACCUCUCAGUCCUCUUCACGAAAAGAAUGAGAAGAAAUUCAAAGCAUUACAUUGUGUACAUAUGGAUUAAAACAUUUCAAAGGGUAUCAUAAGGUGCAAAUGUAUAUUAUUUAAAGUGUUUAAAACAAUUAGACUGUGGUAUUAAAGGGCAUGUGUUCAUUUACAGUGUCUCCGUUUGACUUUUCUUGCAUAUUUGCGAUAAUAAAAGGAUGUACUGUAUCUCGGCUGUGUGUCUUAUUGCUCCUGUGUUGUUCUAUUGAGCUUAAAAAGUCACCUCACUUAUGCAACAACCCACUUCUAAUAGUACUAUUAGCGGUCUUAAAAGGCGUUUAUCAUAGAUAACGCUGGCUGCAAACGUUGAAGUCUGAACGUUGCUUUUGUUUUCUCUGAUCUGAUCUCUGUGGCCUGUAACUGAACUGAUGAGACCUGAUAAAUUUCUCCAGCUUACUGCGCCGGAUCAGGGCAUUUUUCCACUUCCCAGUUCAUGUUUGUAGAGUAGAGGUCAUCUCUGGGGCUAAAUCCAGAUCAGCAGUCUUCUUCUCUCUUCCUACUGAGGAGUAGGGCAAGAUCUUGAAAAACCAAUACGCUCCCAAACCCCAAU
Molecule: messenger RNA, 31109 nt
Organism: Xyrichtys novacula (pearly razorfish)
Lineage: Eukaryota; Metazoa; Chordata; Actinopteri; Labriformes; Labridae
Source: the annotation of a GenBank genome assembly